Messenger RNA from Sclerotinia sclerotiorum 1980 UF-70, 192 nucleotides. RefSeq lists its product with no specific name. The record is from RefSeq and is a predicted model, not a curated record. The coding region runs from base 1 to 192 and encodes 63 amino acids. The transcript has a single exon. NCBI's taxonomy places the organism in Eukaryota, Fungi, Ascomycota, Leotiomycetes, Helotiales, Sclerotiniaceae.
AUGUGCUUGCUCGAGGAAAAACUCUCGGUGUGCUGUCAAAUUCCUGAAGUCAGCCCAUGUCCCGAUGGUUCCGAAUGGCCUCGAGUCUUCGACAUCAACGAGCAGUUUCCAGCCAUGUUCAAUGAUCGUCGAAAAUUGCCGAGAUUGCGAGUGGAGAGACUAUGUUCAUGGGACAUAUACAAGGGAAGCUGA